Molecule: messenger RNA, 279 nt
Organism: Cetraspora pellucida
Lineage: Eukaryota; Fungi; Glomeromycota; Glomeromycetes; Diversisporales; Gigasporaceae
Source: the annotation of a GenBank genome assembly
AUGUUAAGACUUCGAAAGGAAUUUCUCCUUGAUAAUUCUAAAGAUAUAAACCAAGAAUUUUUAAAUGAAAUUGAAAAUCAACAUAAUUAUGGAGCUAAAGAAAUUAAAGAGUCAGUCAAAAAUUCAAAUCAAGUCAUAUCAACACGACUCAACUACCAGACGCAUAAACAAGCUAUUUAUACAAGUCGGCGUUUGAACUAUCAAAAUCUUCCUAAACCAAUAAAUGCCAAUCCAGUAUUUGCAGUAAGCAAAUCUGUUGAAUGUCCAAAUUUUGACUAA